AUGACCCAAAACGGAGUGCCACGGUGCCUCAAAGUGUCAGCCAUCGUAGGGGCCACGUUUACACUGUUCCUGCUCCUGCUGAAUCACGAUCUGGGCUCCUACCUAGGGCCUCUGACGCCGAAAAAGGCCCUUUAUCUGCUGCCCAAGAUACAGAACGCACAGACAUCUGUUUCAUCCCCGUCGGCCUCGCCCUCCACCCCUGCGAGUCAUGAGGACGAGGGUGUUGCUCGGAGGUUUCGUGAAAGGAAGGUGUUCAAGGAGGAGAUGUGCCGGAGGAUGAACACCAGUGGGAAAAUAAUAACAGAUUACUUUAUGUAUUACAACAAAGAACACAAGCUUCUUUUGUGCGCUCCUCCUAAGACAGGCUGCAGUUCGUUGAAACGCCAUCUGUUACGUUUAGCUGGAGUUCCUGAAAUGGUUAAUGUCCACUCGGAACAAGCAAGAAGAGCUCUAUCAGUUAGCCAGGUCUUAGGGGCUGACUUAUACAAAGUACUGCAAUCUACCUUUCCGGCGACCCGAGUGAUGGUGGCCAGGCAUCCCUUGGACCGCCUCGUGUCUGGCUUCAAAGACAAGUUCAGAAACGGGGAUAAGGUCACUGGCACAUGGGCGAAAUACAUGACGAGGUACAGGCAGCGUCGUGGAUUCGACACAAGCAACAUGACUUUAACCUUCCGUCAGUUCCUGGAAAUGAUUGCAAACAUAAUGGAAACAUUUGGGAGAAAUAAAAGUGACCGACACUUCCGCCCAACCACCCUUCUGUGUUCCCCCUGCAGCGUCAGAUAUGAAUACAUAUUCCACACAGAAACUCUAACGCAAGAUCUUCAGCACACCGUGGAUAAACUCAAUAUCGCAGGCAUCGAUCUUGAUUUACGUCUAAACAGUAGGACACGAAAAUCUUCGUAUGAAGAUUAUUAUAAAAAUAUUCCUGCUAGUCUAAUGGGAAGGAUAUACGCACUCUACAAGGAAGACUUUCUUAUUAAUAACUUUACAGUACCUGCCUUCUUGAGAGGUGUAAUCCAAGGUGAUAGUGUAUAGAUGUUACGGGACCGUUGUGUACUAGAAUACCUUAUACGGUGUACAUAAAUUAUAAUUCAAUAUCUGACUCUAGAAUAUUUUCAAGUCCCGAUAUAAUGCCACAAAAGUUAUUUCAUCAAUCAUAAACUUUAUGUUAUAUCUAGAAAUUAGCAAAAUCAUUUUUUGUCCUCUAGAUUUCAAGGAUAGCCUAUCAAUUUAAGAGUAUUUACUAGAUAUUUGAACAUGAAUAAGCAAAGCAAAACUUUGACACCUGUCACUAUAUUCAUUAUUUAGUUUUGAUACACCUAAUACCUUUCUCAUUAUUUGGCCUAAAGUCAAAUGAACUGAACUUUGGUCAACAUAUGGAAAGCGGAUGAACGAAUCAUUGUUAGACUUCUAACGUCAUAAUUACUUCCUCAUUCAACCAACGUGUUCAACGAUCCAUAGCAGGGAUGGAUUACGACAAGACAU
Molecule: messenger RNA, 1485 nt
Organism: Penaeus chinensis
Lineage: Eukaryota; Metazoa; Arthropoda; Malacostraca; Decapoda; Penaeidae
Product: carbohydrate sulfotransferase 10-like
Exons: 5
Coding region: 1-1035 (344 amino acids)
Biological process (GO): carbohydrate biosynthetic process
Cellular component (GO): membrane
Molecular function (GO): sulfotransferase activity
Source: RefSeq, a predicted model, not a curated record